Molecule: messenger RNA, 1728 nt
Organism: Colletotrichum acutatum
Lineage: Eukaryota; Fungi; Ascomycota; Sordariomycetes; Glomerellales; Glomerellaceae
Product: multicopper oxidase
Exons: 4
Coding region: 196-1728 (510 amino acids)
Molecular function (GO): oxidoreductase activity; copper ion binding
Source: RefSeq, a predicted model, not a curated record
GCAACACUGCCGACAACAGACAGUGCUGGGUUGAAGGGUUUGACAUCAAGACUGCUUACGAGGAGUCGAUCCCGGAUACGGGCGUGACUAGAGAGGUUGGUUGACGCGCGUACUCUGAGGGUUACGCCGUGCUAACAAGUUGGACAGUAUGACUUGGUUCUCACCGAGCACACCUCUUUCCAAGGUCAAGAUGGCAUGGCCAAGAACACGGCGAUGUUGAUUAAUGGUGGCUUCCCUGGCCCGAACAUCAAGGCAAAUUGGGGUGAUAAGAUCAAAGUCAGGGUCGUGAACAAUUUGAGAACGAAUGGAACCUCAAUGCAUUGGCACGGCCUGCGAAUGCUGAACAACAAUCAGAACGAUGGCGUCAACGGUAUCACUGAGUGCCCCAUCCCGCCAGGAGCCAGCAAGACCUACGAGUGGCGUGCCGAGCAGUAUGGUUCAUCAUGGUACCACUCGCAUUUCUCCGACCAGUAUGCGAACGGCAUUGCCGGUACUAUUCAGAUAGACGGACCUACCUCCAAGAACUACGACGAGGACCUCGGCACCUACUCCAUCACGGAUUGGUACUACAAGUCUGCCGACGAGAUCCGCUCCACCUUCACUGCCCCUGCUGCCGUUCCCGCCAGUGACAACAUCCUCUUCAACGGCACCAACAUCAACAAGAAUGGCGGUGGCAAUUACUCCCGCGUGACGCUCAAGAAGGGCAAGUCCCACAAGAUCCGCCUCGUCAACAUGUCCGUCGACAACACCUUCAUGGUGAACCUUGUCGGUCACAAGAUGACGGUGACGGGGACCGACUUUGUCCCUGUCAAGCCCUUCGAGACAGACUCACUCUACCUGACUGUCGGCCAGCGCUACGAUGUCAUCAUCGACGCUGACCAGGACGCCAGCAAGGCAUACUGGUUCAACGUCACCUUUCCGUCCAACAGACUCUGCGGCACGUCCAACAUGAAUAAGCCUGCUGCCAUCUUCCAGUACGAGGGUGCGGCAAACGGCCUCAUGCCCAAGGAUGCUGGCAAGGCGCCCACAGAUUCUCAGUGCCAGGACAAGACGGACUUUGAGCCCAUCUACAGCGUCGACGUCAACUCUACAUCGUUCGCCAAGACCCAAGAUGAUACUCUUGACAUCACCGUAGACACGAGCAGGACUACCGGCACUCAGCAGGUUUUCUGGAAGGUCAAUGGUCAGAACAUGGACAUCAACUGGGACCAGCCGACGCUUUCUUACCUCGCUAAGAAUAGCACCGACUACCCCGACAACUACAACGUCUUUGAGGUUCCCGCCGACAAUGCUUGGGCAUUCUGGGUCGUCGAGAACCUGUUCCCCGCCCCUCACCCAAUGCAUCUCCACGGCCACGACUUCUACAUUCUAGGCCACUCGGAGCCGGCCUCCAGCGGCCGCGGCGACGGCGUCCGCUUCAACGCGCAGACCGACGUCUCCAAGCUCAACUUCAAGAACCCGACUAGGCGCGAUGUGACCACCCUCCCCGGCCGAGGCUGGCUCGUCGUUGCCUUCAAGACGGACAACCCCGGCGCGUGGCUGUUCCAUUGCCACAUCGCGUGGCACGUCAGCCAGGGUCUGUCUGUGCAGUUCCUGGAGCAGACUGACAAGAUCAUGGAUACCGUCCGGGCUCAGGAUAUGGAUGACAUGUGUAAUCAGUGGCAGACGUACUCGAAGAAGGCUCCUUACCCCCAGACCGAUUCUGGUCUGCGUAAGCUCAAGAUGUAA